UGGCGGUCUGGGAUUUGUUACCUGUGUUGAGCUGAGGACGUUGCUUGGAUAGGGUGAUCGGGGAAGGCUCGCGGGGCGGGGUGCUUGAAUCGAUACAGAUAGAUCCUGUGAUGGACCUGUCUACUGGGCCCCGAGUGACGCCGGAGCCGGCGAGAAGCGAGGACAGCUCCCCGCCGCCGGCGAACGGCUCGUCGCCGACGGCCGGCGAGACGACGCCGCCGGCUGACGCCUCGCCCCCGGCCCCGAAGCAGUCGCCCAGCUCGCCGUCGGCCCAGCCGGCGGCGCUGCCCCCUAAGGCGGCCGCCACCGGCGCCAUCCCGCGCGAGCUGCACCUGCUGAUGCAGCCCGACGACGGCCCCAACGACGUCAUCUUUGUCACCGGGUUCGGCCCAUUCGGCACGCACGUGGUCAAUGCCAGCUGGGAGGCGGUCUGCCGACUGCACGAGGUGGGCGUGGCCGAGGAGCUCGGCGUCCAGCUCGUCAUCGAGGAGGUGCCCGUCACCUACGAGUACGUGAUGCGUGAGAUCCCGAAGCGGUGGCGCGAGCUGCGGCCGCGCCUGGUGGUGCACGUGGGCGUGUCGGCGCAUACGAUGACGCUCCAGCUGGAGCGCGUGUCGCACAACGGGCCGUACCAGCGCGACGACGUGCACCAGAGGACGCCGCCGGAGCACUGCUGCGUGCCCGGCCGGCCGUCGACGCUCUGCACGCGGCUCGAUCUGGCGCGCACCUGCAAAGCCAUCGGCAACAGCCGCUCCGCCAUCGACGCCAGCGUCUCCGACGACGCCGGCCACUACCUGUGCGACUUCAUCUACUUCACGUCGCUGAGCCAGGACCCGGGCCGCGCCGUGUUCGUGCACGUGCCGCCGCUGGGCAUGCCGUACACGGCCAACCAGAUGGCCGACGGCCUGGCCGAGGCCAUCCGCGACCUGUACGGCCAGGUGCUAGAGAUGGACCGGCCGGCCGUGCGCGCGCUCGACCUCAGCUGCCCGGGCCAGCGGCGCGUGUGAGCGGCGCCGCCGCCGCGCCCGGGCCGGCGCGAGGCGCCAGGGGCGCGGGGCAGUGUCGGGCUCGUCAGCGGGCGCAGCCAGCGGGGGACUGGCGCCGGUGGUGAGGGCGCUCGCACCGGCUGAUCGCCCCGGGGGGCUGACACGCUGGGAGGCGCCGGACAGUGACCGGGUCUCGUUCCAGCGGGCACGCAGACGUAUCUGUGAACGCAGGGGCGGACGGGCGGAAAAUGCCGGCCGUGCUGCCAGCUUCCAGUAAUAGGUUUUUCAUCAGAUAAGUUUGAAUUGUAACGGAGUUCUUCCUGGCGUGCCUAGAGCUGUCGGAAAGGUAGGGUGGCUUCAGUUGUACCGGUGUACAAAUGUUAAGACUGAGCCGGUCGAUGGCGUGGCUGCAUAUUUUAGGCUGUAUUGUUGCCUCGUAAGUUCCAUUGAUGCGGUUAAGUGAAGAUAAUUUUUCUCUUGUGCAAUAUUGGGAUCUUCUGUCUUGUGCAGCUGUUUGUGAAAUGUGCCGGGCGAUGCCCCUGCAUUUCGCGACCUUGUUGCCCCUACACGUUAACAUGCAUUCUUCAUCGUGACUCAAAAUGAUCGGAGGGUGUUUUUUUUUCCAUUUCCUCUUGGGGAGGGGAUGAGGAGGAGAUGACGCCACAUUUCCAGCCAGGUCGCCUGUCGUGACGCUACACAUAUCGACGUACUUGUAUUGACCCGAACCCCCCUUUAAAGGACCAAAACCCCUUAAAAAGGACUGAAACCCCGAUGAAAUGUCAUUGACCCCGAGGGAGCCUCAUGACAAUGCCAGCGCCAGGUGGUGGGUGCUGUGCUGAAUGAGAGCGGGCGGGUGACAUUCAGUCAGCCGCCCAGCCAUGCCAGCGCCAGGUGGUGGGUGCUGUGCUGAAUGAGAUCGGGCGGGUGACAUUCAGUCAGCCGCCCAGCCAUGCCAGCGCCAGGUGGUGGGUGCUGUGCUGAAUGAGAUCGGGCGGGUGGCAUUCAGUCAGCCGCCCAGCCAUGCUUGUAAGUACAGCAGGGUCUGGAGGUAUGCUUCUGUACUUGGUGGCGUGUCAGAGUUGGCGAUGCGUCUGCGGCUGCGUCUGCGACAGCGUCUGUAACGGUACGUCUGCGACGGCGCCCGCUGUGACUUCCUGUCCACGUGUUGCGCGGGGUGCACAGCCAUGUUUGUCACCCGUUUAGGUGAGCAUGGAGGGAACCCGUGUUGUCCGUGAUGCCUUUUCAUUCCACAUGUGACCCUUUUUAAGUGGGUUCAGUAUGUGACGUGUGGUCGCGGUGAGAGGUGGAACGGGGGCCUGAUCGUUGUGCUUCGGGAACACCAUAUCGCCUGGCUCACUAGACGGUGUAUGCGCCACGCGCCUGGUCUGCCGAGUUUUAACCGCGUAUGUGUUGCCUACGACUUGCCGGCGGAAGCUGUCGAUGGCAUUUGUGAUACGUGACUUGGAUAAUAAACGGAUAUGUGUUGCG
Messenger RNA from Pollicipes pollicipes, 2474 nucleotides. RefSeq names its product pyroglutamyl-peptidase 1. The transcript has 3 exons. NCBI's taxonomy places the organism in Eukaryota, Metazoa, Arthropoda, Thecostraca, Pollicipedomorpha, Pollicipedidae. Bases 111 to 1007 code for a protein of 298 amino acids. Gene Ontology annotation, molecular function: pyroglutamyl-peptidase activity. The record is from RefSeq and is a predicted model, not a curated record. Gene Ontology annotation, cellular component: cytosol. Gene Ontology annotation, biological process: proteolysis.